AUGCUGCGGAAACAGUCGCAGGAAGUCAUAUUUCUUCGUAACGCCCUCAAUCGCAUCGAGUCGAGUGUAUUUACUCCAACAAAAACAACGAGAAAACAGCAGCACCAUCAGCGACUAGAAGGAGGGGUGGAGGACGAUGAAGAGGGCACAACGCUGCUGGAACACCUGGCGCGUGCAGGGGACGACGGCGUGAAUCCGGCGCCACAGACGGACACGGGCAGCACGACGGAGGCGUGCUUCGAUCAGCUGCACGCGGCGCUCGUGGGCGCUCUCGACGAGGCAGCGCGGCGUGUGGUGACUGAGAGCUGCCCUGCACGCCUCUGUGCGGAUGCGGCGCCCGGCCCGAAGUGA
This is a messenger RNA of Trypanosoma grayi, 351 nucleotides long. RefSeq lists its product as hypothetical. The coding region runs from base 1 to 351 and encodes 116 amino acids. The record is from RefSeq and is a predicted model, not a curated record. Lineage: Eukaryota; Euglenozoa; Kinetoplastea; Trypanosomatida; Trypanosomatidae. The transcript has a single exon.